This is a messenger RNA of Lachancea mirantina, 969 nucleotides long. Lineage: Eukaryota; Fungi; Ascomycota; Saccharomycetes; Saccharomycetales; Saccharomycetaceae. The record is from the annotation of a GenBank genome assembly.
AUGACCGGAAUUGAAAUCGUAGGACACAGAGCAUACAGAGGCCGGUAUCCGGAAAACACCCGCAUUGCGUUCGACAAAGCCGUCGAAGCGGGUGUGGAUGUCAUUGAAACCGACCUUCAGAUGUCUCACGAUGGCGUCGUUGUGGUGAACCACGACGUCGACACGGGUCGGAUGUGGAACCAAACGUUUGUCAUCAAGGACACGCCCUGGGAGCGGCUCUCGCAACUACACUGUAACGUUGAUGGGUACCAGGAUCAGAAAAUGUUGACGUUACGCGACGCACUUCAAUGGCUCAUGGAUAGACCCACGGUGAAACUGAUGCUGGAUAUCAAAUUCACCAACGAAAAGCUCAUUUUGCAAAAAACCCUGGCGGAAAUGAGACUACUGCAACCGGACCUUCAGUUUUGGCGCAGCCGCAUCAUCUGGGGGCUUUGGAAAGUCGACUGGUACCGGUACGCAGUGGAAACCGGCGUCAUUAAGGAUUUCGACGUUGUGUGUAUCUCGCUUUCCCUGCAGGUCGCACGCGCGUUUGUCGAUUACUCUGAGUCGCUCAAGACCCCGCAUUACAAGUUGCACGGCAUCAGCGUCCAUUACGUCUCUACGUGGUCCCACGAAUUCCAGAGCCAAUGGUUCCAGAUCAUCCAAAAUCACGGCAUCAAAGUCUAUGUCUGGACCAUCAACAAAGAAAGCGAUUUCAAGUACUGUGGAUCCCUACCCAUAUCCGGGUAUGUCACCGAUUUCCCGCAAAGGGCCAAAGCGUCACUAGCCAAAUACAAGAAACCAGGUAAACAAGUAUUCCAAAAGCCUGCCUGGAAUUCCAUAGAAGGUAUACGUUUUUACGUCUUUCUGGCCGCAUACAUUGGCGUCCAGAGCAUGGUUUUUUGGCCCUGGUCCCACGUUAAGAUCAUCGGACAAUGGUCUCUGUCGUAUGUGGUCCUCAGACUACUUAGAUGGAUACAUUUUUUGUAA